AUGCCUUUCAUCAACACCUCAAUGUACAGGAACAAGUUCAACCAGUGCAACCAGUGCACCAAACAGGUAUCUGUCCCCAGUCGUGGAGCCAAAAGGAAACGUGAUGAAAAGAGGAAACUCAAAUGUGUCCGCUACUGGAUGAAGGCACAGGUACGGAUGCUGCGACAAAGACGGCUGUUUAUGAAGCUCAGCUUGGUCCUGGGAUCACUGUGGAUAUAUGUGCUGCUAGAUCACCCAAAAGCAGCCUGGGAUCCUACCUACAGGCUCAUGUACGGCUGGCUGGAAUACACAGACGAUGACGGCGGCCCGGUGAAAGUGUGCAACUGUUCAGCAAUCCUAGAUGGAGAGAGGGAGGCUCGAGAGCAGGCCAAACUUCUGACCAUCACCAAAGACUUCCACAAGAGUGUGCAGAUCCCUGAUGAGUAUUAUAUCAAUGCCACCCAGGACUGCAGGAAUUUCAAGCGAAGCAGAAAAUACCUGACAUUCCCAUUGAGCCAGGAAGAAGAAGACUUCCCUCUGGCUUACUCGAUAGUUGUGCAUCAUAAGGUGCAGAACUUUGAGCGACUGCUGCGAGCCAUCUAUGCACCUCAACAUUUCUACUGCAUCCACGUAGACAAAAAAUCUGACGCCUCGGUGCUCUCUGCCAUCACGGGCAUCGUCUCCUUUCCGAACGUCUUCCUGGUCAACCGGACUGAAAGCGUGGUCUACUCUGCAUGGCCUCGCGUACAGGCUGACCUCAACUGUAUCGGGGAUCUCUAUAAAAUCAGCACCAAAUGGAAAUACUUCAUCAACCUCUGUGGCCAGGAUUUCCCUCUAAAAACCAACUUGGAGAUCGUGAGGAUGCUGCGUUCACUAAAUGGCGGGAAUAGCUUGGAGUCGGAAAGAAUGGCUGACGCUAAGAGGUCGAGGUUUUCUUAUGUCCACAAUAUAACUAACGGAGACAUCCAGUUUACAGGAGUUUUAAAGGAGCCGCCUCCAUUCAACAUCCAAAUUCUGUCAGGAAACGCCUACAUAGUGGUGAACCGAGGCUUCAUCCGCAGCGUCCUGGAGGACAAACGAGUGCUGGCCCUUAUCGAGUGGUCCAAAGACACCUACAGUCCCGACGAGUUCCUCUGGGCGACCAUCCAAAGGCUCCCCGGCGUUCCUGGAUCGAGGCCCAACCCGAAAUACGACAUGACAGACAUGAGCGCGAUCGCCCGGAUGGUGAAGUGGGUGUGGCACGAGGGGGAAGAAGGGUCGGAGCAGGCCGUGUACCCGGAGUGUCAGGGCGACCACGUCAGGGCGAUAUGUGUGUACGGGGCUGGAGACUUGCAGUGGCUAAUUGAGCAGCGUCACCUCUUUGGCAACAAGUUUGACGCAGAGAGAGAUCCCAUCGCUGUCUUCUGCUUGGAGAAGUAUCUGAGACAAAAGGCCCUGGCGGAGUUACGUUAG
Labrus bergylta (ballan wrasse) is the source of this 1431-nucleotide messenger RNA. NCBI's taxonomy places the organism in Eukaryota, Metazoa, Chordata, Actinopteri, Labriformes, Labridae. The record is from RefSeq and is a predicted model, not a curated record.